UUUUAAAAACAUAACAUUUAAGAACUUUAUAACACGCAAAGAACAUCUUAUCAUAAGAACUUGAUACACAUUUCAGACCUAAAAUGCUCUUCUCACAUAAUUGUCGGCUAAGGCUUCUCUGGCAGGUACUUAAAUGAACCAGUAAUAAUGCAGACUGGUAAGAAUCUGUCUGUGGCACAAAUACAAGUAAAAGAAACUGUGCGUUGGCUCAACCUAAAUAUACAAUGUUUUGCUGUCAAGUUAUGGCAGGUUUUUAUGAGGUGCUGGGACAUUUUGAGGUCGUAGAAAUUUGCCAUGUAAAGUUCAGCCCUCGUCAACAUGAAGGUUUUUAAGGGGGAUGAUGGGAAUGAGCACACCCCUGAAGGAUGAGUCACAGCCAAACACAUGAGGUCUCAAUUACAGGAGAGGAGGGGGAAAAAAAAAAACACACAGACACACAGUUCAUUGCCCCCAGACACAAAGUUUGGAUGUGAGAGUGUGUCAGUGUCAGAUAAAACACAGAGAGGAUCGCAGCUUCUUCACCUGCAGACCAGAGCAGCUGGAGGAUUGAAGGCAGACAUGAGGCUCUGCUCCUGGGUCGGAUAUGGCUGUGUCCUGCCCGUCCUGGUUCUUCUGACUGUCCUGCAUGUCGAAGCAGAUCAGGUCAAAGAGAGACACUAUUACAUCGCUGCUGUUGAGAUAGACUGGAACUACAGUGGAAAUGACUCAAACAGGUUCAGUCCCACCUAUAAGAAAGUGGUCUUUCGGGAGUAUGACAGAGACUUCAGGCAGGCUAAGACUCAUCCAUCGUGGUUGGGUCUUCUCGGGCCCACACUGAGGGCCGAGGAGGGAGAGACGAUUGUCGUCACUUUCAGGAACAUGGCGAACGGACCGUACAGCAUCCACCCACAUGGGGUGGCUUACGGGAAACAGUCUGAGGGUGCCAACUACUUUGACAACACAUCACAGAAAGAGAAGGAGGACGACAUCGUGCGGCCAAACGGUGAACACGUCUACUACUGGGAGGUGACUCCAGAGGUUUCUCCACAGCAGGAUGACCCCGCCUGCCUCACCUACACCUACAUCUCCCACCAGAACGUGGUGGAGGACUACAACUCAGGCCUCAUCGGGACUCUGCUCAUCUGCAAGCCUGGCAGUCUGGAUGACUCGGGGAAGCAGGUCCGCUUCCAUCAGGAGUAUGUCUUCCUCUUUGGGGUUUUUGAUGAGAAGGAGAGCAAGUACAAACCAAACGGGCACAGCUCAGACAACCAUGUGAAACACACCAUCAACGGAUACACAACAGGAUCACUGCCUGAUGUGAGCGUGUGCGCCCACGCCUCCGUCAGCCUGCAUCUGGUGGGAAUGAGCUCAGAGCCAGAGGUUUUCUCGGUGCACCUGAACGGCCAGGUGCUGCAGCAGACGGGCCACAAAGUGUCGUCAGUGGGGCUGAUCAGCGGCUCGACGGCCACCGCCAGCAUGGUGGCUCUGCACACCGGCCGCUGGCUGCUGUCCUCACACACCAUCAAGCACAUGGAGGCCGGCAUGCACGCUUUUGUGGACGUGAAGAAGUGCGAUGCCUUUAAAGAACCGGUGCGAAGGAUGACCGUCGCACAACGGCGAGAAAGCACGGAGUGGAAAUACUACAUAGCUGCUGAGGAAAUCAUCUGGAACUAUACACCAAACAUGCAUGAGCAUAUUGAUGAGGACUUCAAGCAUAUGUACCUGAAGCAGUCAUCGACACGGAUAGGUGGCAGGUACAAGAAGGCGGUUUACACUCAAUACAGUGACGAGACCUUCACUGAAAGGCUGGAGAACAAGCAAAGGAAAAACGAGCUGGGAAUCCUGGGUCCAGUGAUCCGAGCACAGAUCAGAGAUGUUAUCAAGAUAGUUUUUAAGAACAUGGCCUCCAGGCCCUACAGCAUCUACCCACAUGGGCUGACGGUGGAGAAGUCAGAGGAAGGAGUCAACUACCCAGAAGGAGGAAACCAGUCUCACGGUGUUCAGCCAGGUGAGACACACACCUACGUAUGGAAAGUCAUGGAAGAAGACGAACCUCUGGAUGGAGACCCUCGAUGUCUGACCCGACCGUACCACAGUGCAGUAAACGCACCACGAGACAUCUCCUCGGGUCUGAUCGGACCAAUUCUCAUCUGCAAGAGUCAAUCGCUCAACGUCAGAAACGUGCAGCUAAAAGCAGACAAGGAGCAACAUGCUGUGUUUUCUGUGUUCGAUGAGAACAAGAGCUGGUACCUGGACGACAACAUUCGUCAGUAUACUGAUCGAUCCAAAGUCAACAAGGCAGAUCCGGACUUCUAUAAAUCCAACGUCAUGCACACGAUCAACGGUUACAUGUUUGAAAGCGGCCCGCAGUUGGGUUUCUGCAACGGGGAAGUUGCAACUUGGCACGUGUCCAGUAUCGGAGCUCAGGACUACAUCCAGACCGCCACCUUCUACGGACAUACGUUUGAGCUGAACGAGAGGACGGAGGACUUUCUCAGCCUCUACCCAAUGACUGGAGAAUCCAUCACCAUAACAAUGGACAACAUCGGUGUCUGGCUGCUCGCUUCCCUCAAUUCCCAUGAGACAACCAAAGGAAUGCAUUUGAAGUUUCAGGACGUCGAGUGCUACCGCGACUACAUGUAUGAGUACGACUACGACGAAACGAAAACAAACAAGGAAUUUACUGUGUGGAACCCUCUGAGCUUGGACGAAAUAAAAAAAGAGGAGGAAGUAGUACAACCUGAGAAAGAAGCCCCGGCAGUGGUGGAUAUUUACACGUACGGAUUUGCAGAAGAAUUAGGUCUCAGGUCUCUGAAGAACAAAACGACCGACUCGGAUGUGGAGCAGCUGGACCUCUCUUUCCUUGAUUAUGAUUUUUAUGAUGGAGAUGUGGCUGUCACCCCGAAUUCCAAGAAGACAAAGAAUAAAACUGAGACCACUAAUCCAAAGACAGAUGCACUAAAUGGAACGUUAUCUUCAAACUGGACAGAUGUGGGUGGCCAAAACCUGACAAAAGUUAAUUUGCAAAACCAAAGCAUUAGUGAGAACACAACACAUGUACAGAACAUUAGUGCACCAUUAGUUUUUGACAAUUCUUCUGUGUAUGAAACAGAGAACACAACUGGUUUUAACAACCACAAUGUGUCGCUAAAGACUGACAGUAUAACUGCAAAUGGCAGUGCUUCUGAUGUCGAUAACGUUGCUGUUUCAGGCACAGAAAACACAACAGUAUCCAACAAUACAGCAUCAUCAGUGGUUGGAAAUGCGUCUACAGUGGCUACCAAUCUUACCACCGCAUUGUCAGGAAAUGCAAGUUCCACCUUGGAAAGAGUAAAUGUGACACUGACUGGUGAUAGUCUGACAUACGUGGAAGUGAUUUCGGUGGAGGACUCAGAGGAGACACUCAUUCGAGGAGAUGUAUUCUCAUACUCGGUGCCUUCGUCUGGCAACGACAAGACCCCAAACAGCAACACAUCUGCUACUGCUCAAAGUCCAAAAAGAGAGGGCGAGAAUAACACAAAAACGACGCUGUCAGCAGAUGGAACAAACCAUUCGUUGUCUCUUCCAGCACCUAACUCUGUAGAAGUUAACAUCAGCAGCACAGGUGUACGAAACUUAAACAUCUUCAGGUCACCGGUGGGAAGCACCAACAAUGAAACCAACAACAAUGACUCGUCAAUCACUGGAGCAAAGCUGGAUUCCUCUGGAGUCGUGACUGUCAAUUCCAGCCUUGAAAAUGUAACACACAUUUCCCUCAAUAAUCUAACAGUAGAUGUAUCCAGAUCAGAUCCGUCAUGGAGGAAUAGUUCAGAAAGUGGGGAGAACGUCACAGCUCUUCUUGAGGAGUUGACUUAUACACCUUCAUCCAAGGAACUCAAUGACUCAGUAAGCAGCGAAGAAGAACUGUUUAUCUACCUUCAAGAAAACCAAACACAGGUUAUUAAAAGCUCCUCAAUCAAACAACAUAGCCAUAACUGGACUUACGAGGGAACUCAUAAGAUUGUGCCCAUGGAGAUUCCCGACCACAUGAAGAAAUACAUUGAGAUCCGUCAAACUGAGCCGCCUCCGACAAGGAAGGUAAAGAAGGUGAACAUGCGAAAGAGACCUCAGAAGGGUCAGGGUAUGAAAACAAAGAAGAGGAAGGACUACAAGCCUCAGGCCAGGACUGGUUUACCAUUCUCCCCUCGCGGAUUCAAUCCAGGAAUGAGCCCUCGCGGGUCUCGACCAAUGGCGCCACAACUGAUCUCUGAUGAGGAGCAGCUGAUCAACAUGCCUGUCGUCAUUGGUGUGCCACGGCCCGAUUUCAGCGACUACGAGCUGUACAUUCCCGGAGACGAACCGGCUCAUCUCGGGCUGGAUGAACAAGAUGUGAAAGCAAAUGAGUACGAGUAUGUGAUGUACAAAGACCCCUACAGUAGCCAUGAAGAGAUCAAGAAUUUGAACCUGGACGAGACCACCAAGUACCACUUAAAAUUCUCAGGCCCAAACGUCAAGACUUACUUUAUCGCUGCAGAGGAGGUUGUAUGGGACUACGCUGGCUACGGGCAGAGGCUUGAUAAAUCGCACCAAAACCAGCGAGAGACGAAGUUCACCAAGGUGGUUUUCCGAGGCUACAUGGACAGCAGCUUCAGCACCCCUGACAUCCGUGGAGAGCUAGAUGAACAUCUGGGCAUCCUGGGGCCUCUCAUCAAGGCUGAGGUUGGACAAAGUAUCAUGGUGGUGUUCAGGAACAACGCCAACCGUCCAUAUUCAAUACAUCCUAACGGGGUUUCAUAUACAAAGCAGUCGGAGGGUUUGUCCUACGAGGACGGCUCCAAGUACUGGUACAAAUACGACAACGAGGUCCAGCCAAAUACCACCUUCACAUAUUUAUGGAAAGUCAACUCUAUGGUUGGACCAAAACCGGGAGAGUCUGACUGCCGAACCUGGGCCUACUAUUCAGGCGUCAAUCCUGAAAAAGAUAUCAGUUCUGGCUUGAUUGGACCUUUGCUGGUGUGUCAAGAAGGAACCCUGAACAAGAAGUUAGAAGACACGAGGGAGUUUGUGCUGCUUUUCAUGACAUUCGAUGAGUCCCAGAGCUGGUACUACGAGAAGAACCGCGAAUUAAUGCAACGGAAGACCAGAAGGAGAGUUUUGGAACCUUACUUGGGAGAGAACCUCAAGUUCCACUCCAUCAAUGGAAUUGUCUACAGCCUGAAGGGCCUGAGGAUGUACACCAACCAGCUGGUGCGCUGGCACCUCAUCAACAUGGGUUCUCCCAAAGACCUACACAGUGUCUACUUCCACGGACAAACGUUCCUGCACAAGCAGACCACCAGCUACCGGCAGGCUGUUUACCCACUGCUGCCUGGAAGCUUUGCUACUUUGGAGAUGUAUCCGUCCAAACCUGGCCUGUGGCAGCUGGAGACAGAAGUUGGUUUUAACCAACAGAAGGGCAUGCAGACCCUCUUCCUGGUUCUAGAUAAUGACUGUUACCGUCCACUGGGUCUGGAGUCAGGUAGCGUGAAGGACAAGCAGAUCACAGCGAUCAACACUAGAGGACACUGGGAGCCAUAUCUUGCCAGACUGAACAAUGGCGGUAAAUACAACGCAUGGAGCACUGAUCAGAACCACAGCUGGAUUCAGGUGGACUUCCAGCGACCCGUUGUGAUCAGUCAGGUGGCCACGCAGGGAGCCAAGCAGCUGUUCCAGUCGCAGUACGUGAAAAAGUACUCGAUCUCCUACAGCAACGACCGCAGGAAGUGGAUCUUCUACAAAGGCGACAGCAGGAACUUCAGGAAGGUGUUUGAAGGUAACAAUGAGGCCUAUCAGACGACCACAAACACCUUCUUUCCUCCUAUGAUUGGACGGUUCAUUAGGCUCCACCCCAUCGAAUGGUACAACACGGCCACAGUCCGCAUGGAGUUCUACGGCUGUGAGCUGGAUGGCUGCUCAGUUCCCCUGGGCAUGGAGAGCGGACUGAUAGACGACAGUCGAAUCACAGCGAGCUCCACGGCCUCCAGCUGGUACUCUGGAUCCUGGAAACCUUCACUGGCACGCCUCAACAAACAGGGCACCAUCAACGCAUGGCGGGCGAAGUACAACGACAUGGGCCAGUGGCUCACGGUGGAGCUGCCUCAGGUCAAGAAAAUCACUGGUAUCGUAACUCAGGGAGCCAAGUCUCUGGGCACAGAGAUGUUUGUCAAGACCUACAUCCUGCAAUACAGCGACAACGGCAUCCACUGGACCGACUACACCGACGAUGAGGACCAGCCUUGCAGGUUAUUUUUCGGAAACACAAACAACAACGACCACGUGAAGAACUACAUCUUCCCUCCCAUCUUCUCUCGCUUCAUACGAAUCGUUCCCAGAAGCUGGACGAGCUCCAUCACCAUGAGGAUCGAGCUGCUGGGCUGCGACUUCGAGUGAUAGAAUAAAGACGGGGCAGGUCAAACAUGCUCAUAUAAAGAGGUGUAGAUAUCAGGGGGGAUAUGUUACUGUCAAUAUUUACAGCGACUGCCAAAAAAACCAUGAACCACUAACAUAAAGAAGGAAAUUUUAACCUAAAGUUGAUGCAGAUAGAGCCCCAAAUCAGUGCAUAAAAAAGCACUAGAAUGCAGGAAAUUAAGUCAUCCACAUAAUAUACACAUGCAAACUUAAAAACACAUGUAGGUCCACACAUAAGCACAUCCACUCUCACGCAUACAGCCAUGUGUAUUACAUAUAUAAAUAUACUGAGGCAGGCAAAAGCAAACACACACACAUUUACUGCUUCGAGCAUUUGUUAAACUCAUCAUACAGCCGGAGGAAUUCAGCUGCUACAUAAAUUAGGACUCCUGCCACUGGGAAAUUUCUUUUUUUUGUGUGUGCUAGACUUGCAUGUUGCAAUCAAGUGGGAUGCAAAAAAGUUUAAACUGCAAGUGAUUUGAACCAUUUUUGUCACUAGUUUUGUGUGUUGUUGCAUUUUUGAGUUGUGGCAUCCUUCAGAAAUAAACAUGAAUGAAUGUAAAUAUGUAAGUAGAGAUCAUGUAAUUUAUUUUUUAAUAAAUACGAUUCCCAUUCUUUUUA
Stegastes partitus (bicolor damselfish) is the source of this 7026-nucleotide messenger RNA. RefSeq names its product coagulation factor V (gene f5). NCBI's taxonomy places the organism in Eukaryota, Metazoa, Chordata, Actinopteri, Pomacentridae. The transcript is spliced from 25 exons. Gene Ontology annotation, molecular function: signaling receptor activity; copper ion binding. The record is from RefSeq and is a predicted model, not a curated record. The coding region runs from base 385 to 6387 and encodes 2000 amino acids. Gene Ontology annotation, cellular component: plasma membrane.